Messenger RNA from Osmerus eperlanus (European smelt), 3491 nucleotides. It is a transcript of the gene gnpat, whose product is annotated as glyceronephosphate O-acyltransferase. The record is from RefSeq and is a predicted model, not a curated record. Gene Ontology annotation, biological process: triglyceride biosynthetic process; fatty acid metabolic process; ether lipid biosynthetic process. Lineage: Eukaryota; Metazoa; Chordata; Actinopteri; Osmeriformes; Osmeridae. The coding region runs from base 106 to 2133 and encodes 675 amino acids. The transcript has 16 exons. Gene Ontology annotation, molecular function: glycerone-phosphate O-acyltransferase activity; glycerol-3-phosphate O-acyltransferase activity. Gene Ontology annotation, cellular component: mitochondrial membrane; peroxisomal membrane.
CCGUAGUUACUUAUUGUACAAACAAGGAAGUGCAAUACAGCACCACCCAUGUGAGAUUUUUCGACAUUAAUGCAGCUUCCACGUUUUUAUACAUUUUAUUGAGGAAUGGCUUCAAAUUCUCUUUAUUCGCAAAGGGACCCAGUGCUGAAAAAGAGGGAUGACUUCGAAGACAUGUUGGAGGAGCGGAGGAACUCAAGCGAUCUGAGAUAUGUGUUGAAAUGCUACGCGCCCCUACUGUAUAAAGGUGUGACGCCCUGCACAGCCAGCAAGCUGAAGGACAUCGUGCUUCAUUCUGAUCAGCUCCGCUAUGUCAUCAAUCAGCUGUCCAGGGAGACUGGCGAGGACCGUGAGCUCAUCCAGGAGGAGGCCUCGGCCAUCUUGGAUGAAAUGGCUCACCGCCAGCAGAUCAGCACUGUCAGGUUCUUAGCCUACACGCUCACCAAGGCCUUCAAGAUCAUCUUCCGGAACAUCAGGGUCAACGAGGAUGGCAUCCAGAGGCUGCAGCAGGCCAUCCAGGAACACCCAGUAGUCCUCCUGCCCAGUCACCGUAGUUACAUGGACUUCCUGCUGAUGUCAUACAUCCUGUUCACCUACGACCUCACACUUCCUGUCAUCGCGGCCGGGAUGGAUUUCAUGGGAAUGAAGUUCAUAGGAGAGAUGCUGCGGAUGUCGGGGGCGUUCUUCCUCCGCCGCUCGUUCGGAGGAGACAGGCUGUACUGGGCUGUGUUCUCUGAGUACGUCAAGACCAUGCUGAGGAGUGGAUAUGCACCAAUCGAGUUCUUCCUAGAAGGAACCAGAAGCCGAACAUCCAAGUCCCUCACUCCAAAAUUAGGUCUGCUGAACAUAGUGAUGGAGCCCUUCUUCAAGGGUGAGGUGUUUGACGUCAGCCUGGUUCCGGUCAGCAUCAGCUACGAGAGGAUCAUGGAGGAGACUCUGUAUGCCCGGGAGCUUCUGGGCGUGCCCAAACCCAAGGAGUCCACCUCUGGUCUGCUGAAAGCCCGCAAUGUCCUUAGUGAGGACUAUGGCAGCAUCCAUGUCUACUUUGGCCAGCCAGUCUCAGUCAGAAGUCUGGCUCACAGCAGAGUCAACCGAGCAGAAUACAACUGUCUGCCCAGACACAUUCCCAGAAGGCCGAGCAGGGAGGCCCAGGCGUUGGUGAAUGACGCGGCUUAUCGAGUCGUGCGUCUGCAGGAGGAGAACAUGGUCCUGAAGCCCUGGGUUCUGAUGGCCUUGUUGCUGCUCCAGAACCACACCACAGACCAGGACCAGAACCAGGGCAUGGAGCUGGACCUGCUGACGGAACAGAGCCUGUGGCUCAGACACCUGGCCCGGGAAUACGGGGCCUUCCUGGACUGGCCUGACCAUGUCCCUCCAGCCACGGUGGUCUCCUCCAGCCUGUCUCUCCACAAAGGCCUGGUGUGUGUGUCCGGAGGCCGCGUGAGGCUGCUGGAGGCAGGCUCCUCUCCCUCCUCGACCAGCCCGGAGGAGAGCCUCUUCUCCCGGGCUGUGGGCAUGCUGGCCUGCACCUCCUACAGGAACCAGGUCCUCCACAUCUUCCUCAGACCAGCCCUGCUGGCCACAGCCAUGCACACUGCAAACUCCACGAAGAAAGAGGACGUCUACAACGGCUUCAGCUUCCUCAGGAACAUCUUCUCCAACGAGUUCAUCCUCUGUCCUGGAGACACGGUGCAGGACUACGAGGAGGCGUGCUACCUGCUGGUGAAGACCGGGGCUGUGCAGGUGCUUCAAGAUCAUCUGCUGGGGACCGACAGGACACAGGACACACUGUCCUUCCUCGUGGCUGUCCUGGAGCCUUUCAUUCAGGGAUACCAGGUGGUGUGUCGGUUCCUGUGUGAGGAGGCAGGGGAGGGGCUGACCGAGAAAGAGUUUGUCCCGGCCGUCAGGAGUUUUGCGGUCAAGCUCAUCCUGGCAGGCAGUCUGAGGUGCUACGAGGUCUUGUCGUCUGACCUGCAGAAAAACUCCCUGGCGGCUCUACUGCGCAUGGGGGCGGUACAGAAGGUCAAAGGAGCUGACAAGGUGACCCUGAAGGUGAACAAGAUGGCGGUGAACUCACUAGAAGACACGUUGGGAGGAAAACUUUGCGCUCAGAAAGCUGUCCUCGCUCGCCUCUAACUGUCAUCCUCACCGGAGCAGAAGGAAAGUCUGGAGAGCAUGUCUUCUGGAUUCAUUAGCAUAUGAAGCUGAGCAUUCCGGAACCUUCUGUGUUCCACCACUGGGGCCGACUACAAAGGCUGCCGUCAGGCGUCUGCUAGCGGGGACUUCACACACCUGCCACGUGGAGCUCUCCUCUCACAAGAAGAGGUUUCCGACAGCUAACACCUCACAAAGUUUCUUAUGUCUCCAGGCCCCUGACUAAGCUCUUGUGUCUCUCUUCAGAAACCUUUUGAAUCAGACCUGAUGCUGCCAACUCAAGUCUUGAAGUAUCUGGUUUUGAUUAACGUGCGUGAUGUAAUACGUUGUGGCGUGUGUCAAAUGUUCUAACUGCUUGGACUUUAGCUCUGUCUACUGCUGUUUGUUACAACGAAAAUAGAGGUCUGCUUUACAUAACAAUGUUUAAUAGGUUUUGUUUGCACUUUUGUAUUAAUCUACGUAUAUGUUUGCACGGUGAUGUGGACCUGUCGAAUGAUGUUCCUAUCUAUAGUUCUAUAUUCCCCUUUUGUAAAGAGAAUUGUUGCCUUUGUAGUUUUUUGGGGGUUAAAAAUGACCCCAAAGGAGGAUUGGAUUAUGUUAUAAGGUGGGUGAUAGUAGUCUAUUUAUAUUAACGCUGGGUAAAUGGAGCAUUAACCAUUUCAGAUAUUGUAUUUUAACAUUACAAUCUAUUACAAAGGAUUUAAUUAAGUCAAAGUGGACCUGAACCACCUACGAACCAAGCCAAAAGAGGUGGAGGUGGAUUUUACUAGCCAACUGUCUGUUACCAAGGAUUUCCCUGAACCAUGUUGUCAUUGAGCAAGACCCAUGUUUCCUGUGGCGUGUUGUGUUUACGGCUGUUCCCAUACCCUCAGCUACAGACUCUCAGCAGCAUAUCUAACGCCAAAGUGUUUCUCUGUCGCUUAACCGAAGGAUCCUUUUAAGAUGUCGAACACAGUCAUUAUUGGACACAUUUUACAGCUUGUCUGGACGACUUUUGUCCUAUGCAACACCUAGUGUUAGCGACUGUUGUCCUGGCUGUUGACGCCUAUUUGUUUACACAAACCAACAUAAACAGGAAGUUAUCGACUGAGUGGAAGUCUCUGAUGCCAAGGGCAGCAGAUACACGACCACUCCUGUUCUGGCCAAAGCAUUCUUACUGUCUGUUGCCUUUAUGUAGACUGUGUUGAUGUACUGACUGUGAAAUGCUUUACCAUUGGUGACUGUCCUUGUGGUGAGUCACAACAAAGCUAUCUGAAGGUUUCGCUGUGAAGACCUAUGAUGAUCCUGAGGUCUACACUUGGAAUCUGCUGACUGGUGUGUAUCAGGUCAAUAAAGGAUUU